This is a messenger RNA of Aethina tumida (small hive beetle), 2808 nucleotides long. RefSeq names its product dual specificity protein kinase splA. NCBI's taxonomy places the organism in Eukaryota, Metazoa, Arthropoda, Insecta, Coleoptera, Nitidulidae. The transcript is spliced from 10 exons. Bases 320 to 2524 code for a protein of 734 amino acids. The record is from RefSeq and is a predicted model, not a curated record.
CUGGUUCCCGUUCCCACUCUGGCCAGUCAGUCGGUGUCGGAACAAUAGACCGGUUCGCACCGGAACAACCGAAAGUGUGAGGCGAGUCCGGAACGAAAGUCGCAGGACGAAACGUGUGAGCAGUGUCUGUGAUUCCCCCGACCUAAGUAAAUAUUUGUGCGUCCGUCGGUACGAGUCGUUACUUUCAGGUUUACACAGGGUCUGGUUUGGAUCGUGGUCGCCGCGUGUGGCCGCCAAACAUCGAUAUGUCACUGCCACCGCCGUGCCCGAUUUGUUAUCGUUGAAAUCGACGUGGGUGACUUGAAGCCAGGUAGCCGAGAUGUCGAAGUCGACCAACAUGCUGCGCACGCGCAGACGCGACAACAACGUCAAACCAAACCGAAGGGAUUCCAGAUUUAACAGAUUGGACCGGAAGUCGUCGCGGGGCAUGCUGUACGAGAACGAGGAGCUAAGACUGAAAACCAUCAACAUCAACGCAGAAAUCGAAAGAGGACAGUCGGACAUAAAGAAGCUGAAACGGGAGAACGAGAUGCUGAAAAAGGAGAUCUGGUGCCUCAGGGAUGAGUACGAUAAGCUCGACAAGUUGCUGAAGGAAAAGAAAAUUGAGUUUUCGUCGUCGUCGACCACGUGCAGCAGCAGCAGUGAUACGGAAAGUUGCAGCUCCUGCUCGGAGGAGUCGGAGGAGGUGGAAACGUCCCAAAACUUGGAGAACGUCCAAAAAACCAACCUGAAAAACAUCCACAAAGACUUCGACCACCUGUCGGUGGUGCCGGAGGAACCCAGCACCGAAAACUCCGACCGCACAUCGGCCCGCAACUCACUGCCCAACGAUAACUGGUACGACAACAACGUAAUCCAGCCGGACCAGAGCUACCCCAUCUACGAGAACGUCCCCAAGUCCCGUACGUUGCCGGUCCAAGACAGAUCCCCCCGGCACUUCUUCUCCCCCAUCCAGACCAGCAAGAGCUGCGACGAGAUGCGCACCGACCAACUGUACCCGGGCCAGUACUACUCGGACGCCGACCGAAACUACGUCAGCAAGAAAAUCGUCAACACGUCCGCCAACAACAUCUACCAGAACAUCACGCUGGUGCCGAAGAGUGCGCUGGAACGUCCCGAGCUGCACGGCAUGGAGAAGACGACCACGGACCUGCUGGUGAAGAUGGACAACGUGCCGUUCGGCACGUCCAGCGAGAACGGGCUGGUGUACACGAACACGCCGAGUCAGAGCACCUUCAGCAACGGCGGCAACUUGGAGGAGCUGCUGAAGGACAUAGAGUCGAUAUCGCAGGAAAUACUAAGGAUCUCAAAUUUACAGCGAGGAGGACAACAGCAGCAGCCCGUUCAGGAGCCGGCGCAACACGAGGAGCAGAAGCCGUACAAGAGCGAGCUGAAUGUGGUGCUGAUGCCCACGGCGAUGCCGCUCAUCGGCUUCGAGAAGUACAAGAACAUUCAAAGGAGCUUCGAAAGUCUGAACCAACAACCCCUGGAGGACCUGUCAGCCUCCCAACAAAACCUGUGCCUCCUGCCGCCCGAAAUUCACCAGCCGCCGGACGUGCAAUUUUUGACGACUCCAGCUUUCGGUGAACCACCCCCUUUGAGUGUAAGUCCUCUGCCGCCGCCGCCACCGCCUCAAGAACCCGACAACAAUCCGUUCUUCUUCGGCAACCUGAAGGACAAUUACGUGAACUCGGACUAUUUUCACAUGAGAUACAACCCGGACAACUUCCUGGUCACACCUAAAGAAAACGAUAAGGAGGUGAAGAAGUCAAAAUCCAACGACGCCUCGUCGGAGCAAGUGUCCAGCGAGAACGAGGAGAACCUCAAGUUCAAAACGACCAAACCCGAAAAACCCGAAGCCGAUCUCAAAGAGGAAACCCAAGAAACCGCCAAAUCGCCGAAACUGAGCAUAAGACGAAAGGUGUCGAUACACUUCAAGGGCAAGAAAGACAAGAAGAAGGCGGAAGCUGAGAAACCGGACACCAAGAAACAUUCGAUCUUCGACAUAAAAUUCGGCGACAAGAGCAAAGGACUGCACCAAAAAACGCCCAGUAUAGAGUCCAAGAAGUCGACGACGGAGACGAGCAACGUGGAACCGAAAACGCCGACGAGUUCGGACAGCAAAACGAGUCUGGAGAAGCGGAACUCGCAGAUGGACAAGAAGGAGCCGUCGGAGAAGAAGGGCAGGAAAAGCGCUUCGGUCAGUCCGGACAGGAAACACGUACACGUCAAAGAAGAAGACCAGCACAAGAAGCACAAAAAGCACAAACGUUCCGACCGCAGCAAGAUCAGACGCAACACCAUGUCCAGCAUAGACCCGCGCCUGCUGCGAGAACGUUCCUACUCCGUGUGCACCGACCGUUCGCUGGACUACCGUAUGGGAUUCGCGUACGACGACAGCGACAGGACCAGCAUGAGCAGCUGCGAAACGAUGAACACGCAGAGGAAGAUGUCCACGCUGUCGAACGUGCCUCUGAACGGAAAAGUGCCGUGGUGCGGGUGCUGGGGUAACGGAUGUUUGUGACGGUGACUUUGUUUUUACGUCACUUGUAAAAUGGACUUCUUUUAUUACGUGUCAUAAAUAAACGGGAUUACGGACGGACUUUCGUUUUUAUCGACCUCGUUACGUUCAAGAGACUUUUUGAAUCGUUUUUUUUUGUGUAUUUCUACGUACUUGGCGGCAACCACCAAUAAAUAUUUCGCUAUGGACUUUUGGUACUUGAAAUUGUUAAAGAAAAUUUAUAGCAGAAAUGUGUAUUUUUUUGUAGUUUUUAUCAAAUGAUUUAAUCAAAUAAAAUAUUUCACUUG